Molecule: messenger RNA, 1110 nt
Organism: Fonsecaea erecta
Lineage: Eukaryota; Fungi; Ascomycota; Eurotiomycetes; Chaetothyriales; Herpotrichiellaceae
Exons: 5
Coding region: 1-1110 (369 amino acids)
Biological process (GO): nucleosome assembly
Cellular component (GO): chromatin; nucleus
Molecular function (GO): chromatin binding; histone binding
Source: RefSeq, a predicted model, not a curated record
AUGGCCGAAAUACCCAAGGCUCGCAACCUGACUGCGCCUACACCACAGAACACGCCUGCAUCUAAUGCGCCGAUUUCCUCACACGCCACUGCCCCUAACGUGAGCUCGAUUGCUGAGGAGGAUCUCGAUCGUGUUGCCGCCGCCUCGUUAUUUGCAAAGAACCCCGCUCUUGUCUCGAUGAUGCAGCAAAAGCUCGGUUCCCUCAAGGACCACGCCAAAUUGGAAUCGGAAUUCCAAGAAGAAGUCCUCCAGCUGGAGAAGAAAUACUUUGCCAAAUUCACUCCGCUUUACGAAAAGCGUGCUGCCAUCGUCAACGGCGAGGCGGAGCCUACAGAAGAAGAGGUCGAGGCCGGUAAGGCCGAUGAGGAGGAGGAAGAGCCCGAAGAAGAUGCAGACAAGGAGGAGAAGACAAGUGCAGAGGACAUGAAGGGCAUCCCGGAAUUCUGGCUCUCUGCCAUGAAGAACCAGAUCUCGCUUGCCGAGCUUAUCACGGACCGAGACGAAGAAGCUCUCCGCGCCUUGACCGACAUCCGCAUGGAAUACCUCGACCGCCCCGGUUUCCGCUUGAUCUUCGAGUUCGCUCCCAAUGAUUUCUUCACUAACAAGACCAUUUCAAAAACAUACUACUAUCGAGAGGAGAGCGGCUACGGGGGCGACUUCAUCUACGACCACGCCGAGGGCGAUCAUAUCGACUGGAAAGCGGGCAAGGAUCUUACUGUCCGCGUGGAGAGCAAGAAGCAGAGAAACAAGAACACCAAGCAGACCCGGGUCAUCAAGAAGACCGUCCCUACCGAAUCCUUCUUUAACUUUUUCUCGCCACCUGCUGCUCCGACGGAGGACGACGAGGUUGCCUCAGACAUCGAAGAACGACUCGAACUUGAUUAUCAACUGGGCGAGGACAUCAAAGAGAAACUCAUUCCCCGUGCCAUUGACUGGUUUACUGGCGAAGCUUUGGCCUACGAGGAAUUCGAGGAUGCCGAAGAAGGCGAGUUCGACGACGAAGAUGAUGAGGAUGAUGAGGAUGAGGAAGAAGCCGAGUCUGACGAAGACGACGAGGAGGAAGGCGGAAAGCCUCGGUCUCAACAAACCUCAGAGUGUAAGAACCAGUAA